Molecule: messenger RNA, 4704 nt
Organism: Biomphalaria glabrata
Lineage: Eukaryota; Metazoa; Mollusca; Gastropoda; Planorbidae
Exons: 5
Coding region: 370-2583 (737 amino acids)
Source: RefSeq, a predicted model, not a curated record
GCGCUCCAUUUAGUCUGAUCACAGUGUAACAUCCCAGGUGAAAAGUUUGUAUUCUAGUGAGUAAGUCACAGAAGAGACAAAACGUAUAUUAGAUAUAAGACUCUCUACUCAUACAAUAAGACUCUUGACUUAACUGUAUUUCAAACUUAAUACGUAGGAAAUUCUAUCAGACGUAUAACUCCUGGACUUUAUAGAAACUAUUUACGGAAGAAUCCUGCUAUUAAUGAUUAGACAACUAUAAACUUUAGUUACUGUGGAAGUAUGAUACAAGCUACAUUUGGAGACUUCACGAGGAUCUGAACCAGCACUACGUCAGCUACCAACUUUAUUACAAACUAACAAGUUCCGACCUGUAGAAUCAGAUUCAGAAUGAGACAUUACAUUCUCCUGGCAGUGCUGCUUUGUAGCUAUUUAGAUACCAGCUUAACAGAAACAGCAAAGUCACUCUCUGACACCCCAACAGCGUCUGCCAAAGAAAUCUCCAUAACAAACAUUGAGCAGCAAGCAACAAAAGCAGACUCUCCUGGUGCGUCGGGAUCAGCUUCAGGAAAAAGCUAUUUCCAAAAUGCCGAUGCUCAUAGCGAGAUUGAACCAGCUCUUGGCGAUGCGUCUGACAUCGGGGACGAAUCGCAGCUAGACUCCAUACCUGGGAGAAGCGGAUUCAACGCGUACGGGAUAGUGGAUCCCAAUGCCAUCACUGAAGAAGAAAGUGGCGUAUCAAACACACAGCCAGGUGAAAUGUGGACCAUUCCUUUAACACUGUGGAUUCCGGAGGAUUCUACUAAAAAUGGCGAAGUUCCAACCAAUGACAACCCGGUAGAUGACUAUUUAGACUCUAAGGAAUCGUCUCAGGAAAACGUUGAUAAAAGACCUUUCGAUAGAAUAGGUACAUCUAGCUUUACAAGUUUUGGCAAAAGACCUUUUGAUAGAAUAGGUACAUCUAGCUUUACAAGUUUUGGCAAAAGACCUUUUGAUAGAAUAGGUACCUCUGCAUUUACCAGUUUUGGUAAAAGACCGUUUGACAGGAUAGGUAAUUCUGCAUUUGCCAGUUUCGGUAAAAGACCGUUUGACAGGAUAGGUAAUUCUGCAUUUGCCAGUUUCGGUAAAAGACCUUUUGACAGGAUAGGUAAUUCAGCAUUUACCAGUUUUGGUAAAAGACCUUUUGACAGGAUAGGUAAUUCUGCAUUUACCAGUUUUGGUAAAAGACCCUUUGACAGGAUAGGUAACUCUGCAUUUACCACUUUUGGUAAGAGACCUUUUGACAGAAUUGGUACCUCUGCAUUUACCAGUUUUGGUAAAAGACCCUUUGACAGGAUAGGUAAUUCCGCAUUCACCACUUUUGGUAAAAGACCUUUUGACAGAAUAGGUAGUUCUGCAUUUACAAGUUUCGGUAAAAGACCUUUUGACAGGAUAGGUACCUCAGCAAUUACCAGUUUCGGUAAAAGACCCUUUGACAGGAUAGGUAAUUCUGCAUUCACCACUUUUGGUAAAAGACCUUUUGACAGGAUAGGUAGUUCUGCAUUCACCAGUUUUGGUAAAAGACCUUUUGACAGAAUAGGCACCUCUAGCUUUACUAGUUUUGGGAAACGAGAAGAUGAAGAAGGGGCUGAAAAUUUUGAAGUGACCUCUGUGAAUCAUUUAGAAGAUGCAGGCAAUGCUAAAAUGAAAGAAGCAUCCAAUAAAGGCAAUUCCUCCUUGAGGAAAAAACGAGCUCUUGAGUCCAACUCAAAAACAGAAAGAAAAGAAGCUGCUAUAGUGAAAAGGGAAGCCGAAAAACGAACAGCUGAAGGGGAGCUUACGCUCAGCAUGGUUGCCAACAAUGCUGAUCUAUCUGGUCCCAUUUCUAAACGUUUCUCUGGCACCUUCAAUAGAUUGGACAAUGAGGGCGAUGACAACUCGAAUGAGAUUUCAUCCGACAAACUUGACGAGUUCUUGAAUAAAAGGAGAUUUGAUUCUAUCAGUGACUCAAGCGCAUUCAACCGUUUUGGGAAACGUCGUUUUGAUAGAAUUUCUAAGAAUUCGCAAUUCAAUCCCUUCGGAAAGAGGAGAUUCGAUAGAAUAUCCUCUAUAUCGGGUUUUGGAAAGUUUGGCAAAAGGAAAUUCGACUCAAUAGCUGACGGCUCCAGAUUCAGCAGUUUUGGAAAACGACGAUUCGACAGAAUAAGUAGCGGCUUUAGCCAUUUUGGAAAGCGACGAUUUGAUAGAAUAGACAGAGGUAGCGCAUUUUCAAGAUUUGGAAAGAGGAAUUAUCCUUUUAAUUUAGGAAAAUCCUCCUUUGAUCGCAUUGACAAGAAUAGCGCCUUUAAUGCAUUUGGUAAACGAGACUGGGAACCAGUUAUGAUUGAUGAAAAUAUGUUAGAACCAACCUAUAGUCAGGAUUUAGAUUUGGUGCCAGAAAAUAGCCGUAGUUUCUCCAAACCUUUCAAAGUUUUGAUAGAUUCUCCGUGGCCUGAACAACAUAUCAACAACGCUAACGAAGGACUUGGUUACCACGACGACGAGGCAGAGAAAGGUUUAACAGAUAUGGAUGAAAGUAGCGACGAGGAAGCUAAACAGUUAGUUAAAUAUCUUCUGAAUCUCUAAACGCUACAAUUUUAAAAAAUUGAGUACUUUAAUUACUUGUACACCAAGACUUUCAAUUUUAAAAAGACAAUGAAUACAUAUUUUGUAUUUAUAUUUAGCUUUUGUGAAUUACCAUGAUUAUUAUAUGUUUAUAUGAAACCCGCCAACUUUAUUAAUUGUUGAAAUUGAGAGAUCAAAUAAAUCAUUCCCAGAGAAACUUGUUUAUCAUUGUAUAUAAAUAAAUCCUUUAAGUUAUGUUGAAAUAACAUGGCAUUCUUCUAUUAAAACUAGAAUGUUUUACAGAAUGAAGACAAAUUGUGGACUAACACAAACAUUUUAAAUAGACUAGGGAUGAUAUUGAGUCUCAAGAGUCUGUAACAAAAGUUAACAGAAUAGACUCUUUUUAGAUUUUGUGAUCGUUGCUGUUUAUUUCUUUCCAAUAAUGAAUUUUUAUUAUGUUUGAAAAAAAAAUAUUUUUUUUUGUUAGAACUAAGCUAGUUACAUUUAUAAUGAGUGAGUCUGUGCUUCUCAAACUGUUUUUAAACAAAUGCCUCCCAGUGAGGACAAGUGAACUGAAGUACUACAGUCAAUGAAUCGUUCAUUAUGUACAGUAACAGAUUUCUUCGUUGGUUAUUCUUUCCAUAAUGUGUCGGUCUCACCAGUCACUCUGUGGUUUACAUCGCCGCUUUCAGAUUCUGGUAAACUUGUUAACACUUGAUUAUGAAAAUAGGUUAAUAGCUAUCUAUUGUUAGUUUCAAAUUUUAAAGGGUGACCUAAUUCUCUACAAAAGGUAUAAAAGGGGAGUAAGUUAACUUAUACCACCUCCUCUGUUAAGUACAUUUGUUUCCCUGUUCGAUACCAAACAAAAAAAAAACAACUAAUUAGCAAUUAUGAAUUUUGUCAAGUACAAGAAAUAAUGGUCCAAACUUUGGACUUCAUUUAAGAUUCUGUAUGGGAGAACUAGCGUGUACCAGACAGAUUUGGUUGAUUUAAGCUUUGUACAAAUAUAAAAACGAAAAGAUGAGACAUUGAUUCUUAAAAUGUAAGGAACCACAUGAGUAUCACUUGACAGAGAGGUAUGCGUGCCACAGUUGGAAAAGCACCUAUCUAUAUCACGUGAUAUGUUGCCCUAUGACUCGUUGUUCAGGAACAAUAUUUGCUUUAAAUCUUUUAUUUAUUUCUUUAGUAGUGCAUACUUUAACUUUUAAUAGUCGACUCUCUUAGCUAAGCGUAUACGUCAUAGUGUUAAGAAAAAAAAUAUAAUAAAUUAGUAUAAUAGAAGAUGGAAUAUAAGAGCAUACAUACUACAAUGAAGGUGCUGUAAAAUCUGUUCAUUGACAAAACACUGGACAUUAAAAGUUUAUAAUACUAAAUAUAUACAAAGAGAAGACAUACAAAAACGUUAACUUUUUCCUAAUGUUGCUUAUUUCUUACAAAUCUUAUAUCAACUCACUCUGUCUGUCUGUCUGUAUGGUAAAAAAAGUUUGUCAACGUUAUUUCUCCCACAUCCAAGCUCGGAUUAAGCAGAAAUUUUGCACAAUUAUUUCUUUUACCUGAUAACAGAAGAAUCAAUUUAAAAAAUUAACCAAUAAGUUCAUUAACUAUUGGUAAUUAAUUAUUGUGUUUGGUAUCUUGAACAAAGGAAAGAAAUCGUACUUGACUGGUGUGGAGGUAUAAGUAGAAUUAGUCCCUUUGAGGACUUGAGCCAUGAAUGAACAUUUUGUAUGCGUUUAAAAAACGAUCAUUUGAACAUUCAGCAAGAUACCCCCCUUCUUCCGUCACCCAUUCCCAGCUGGCCCAGACACGUGAUAGGAUAGCGCAUUGAGAAUGCUAAAAACUCAACAAACAAUUGAUAAAAAUAUUUCUAAGUGCACAGAUUUAUGAUGUCUAGGUCAAUAGAUGACAUGACAAUUACAUUUCAUAUAAGCUUGGUUUUUUUUAAAAGUAUUUUUUAUGUUUUUCUUGCUUUCGUUUAUCCAUUUUUUUAACUAUUUUCUUCUUGCUAUUGUGAUAAUGGUUUCUCCAUUCCAAAAAUGUGAUUCUACACCAAGAAGAGUUCUACGUUUGUUUCAACUUUUCAAGACUCGGAAACAAGAGAGUGACCUAUAUUCUGAAUAAAGUUUUGGCCAUGUAUUCAGACAA